AUGGCGGUCCCUGUGCCAGAGAUUAUCGUUGGAGAAACUGCAGUGUUUUGUCUACAGUUAGCUACAAAGGAUUUUGAAAACCAAGAAAAAACAAUAUUAACUGGAGACUGUUGUUAUAUAAAUCCACUGGUGCGCAGAACCAUCAGAUUCCUCGGAAUUUAUGCAUUUGGACUGUUUGCCACGGACAUCUUUGUAAAUGCUGGACAAGUAGUAACAGGGAAUCUUGCACCACAUUUUCUUGCACUUUGUAAACCCAACUAUACAGCACUUGGAUGUAAACAGUAUACACAAUUCAUCAGUAGCGUACAUGCGUGUACUGGAAAUCCAGACCUUAUCAUGAAAGCAAGAAAGACAUUCCCAUCCAAAGAAGCAGCACUAAGCGUAUAUGCAGCUAUGUAUCUGGCUAUGUAUAUCACCAACACAGUAAAAGCCAGAGGAACAAGGCUUGCAAAACCUGUUCUGUGUUUGGGCUUAAUGUGCUUGGCUUUCCUUACUGGAAUCAACAGAGUAGCAGAGUAUCGAAAUCACUGGUCAGAUGUAAUAGCAGGAUUUAUAAUCGGAAUAUCUAUAGCAGUAUUUUUGGUUGUUUGUGUGGUAAAUAACUUCAGAGGACGUCAGCCAGAACAUGAACAUUCUCAUAUGGAUAAUCUGGCCCAGAUGCCUAGGAUCAGCAUACCCCGAGUAGAAAGCCCUUUAGAAAAGAACCACAUCACGGCCUUUGCAGAAGUCACAUGAUGUUGAUGCUGAUGUAUAUUCACUCCAUUGGACUUCAUCUCUUUUCACAGCCCACACACGAUAAUUGCAGUGUAUCAAAAAUAAGAAAUUUUUAGAAGUCCUAUAUCUGACUUGAUUUUUACAUCAUUAAAACAAUACCAACAUUUUGAAGAAUUCUUAAAUGUUAGAAUGUCACUUUACUUUUUAGCAAAAAUAACUGUUUACUUUUUGAUGGAGUGGGACAAACUGGGCACUUAUUAUAUAUAUCUGACAAUACCCUCUAUUUCGGCUUCUCAUUGUUUUUAAUGGUUCAUGUACCUAUUCCAUCAGUACUUCAUAUUUUGACUUGACUUUGAUUUUUAAAAUCUACAUUUUUAAUUCAGCAUGAACUUGUUUCCAUUUGAGGCGAUUUCAGUGCAGAAAAACUACAAAAAUAUUACGUUUGGUAUGAAAAUGCUGUUUGCACAUUGUAUUAUGCUGUAUUCCAUGUAAGAUAUCAUUCAGACAGUAUGUUAUAUGUAAGACUGGUGCUUCUGCUUUUGAAGAGAAAAAAAUGCCAAUUUUUACUGUAAUAAGUAUUGUAUCAUAAUUAAAAGUUUAUUUAUUUGGAUAUUUUCCUGACAUAAUUGUAGUUGAAUUGUUGUUUUGUAGUUCCUGAAUGUCUUAGAUGAUAUAUAUGUAUCUAGGUUAAAAGAAAUUAAUAUAAUGUAGACAGUUUGAUCAUUGAUAUAUUCUUUAUUACUAACAAUGUCCCAUGAAAGGUUAAGGGCUCCAUUCUUAGCUCAGCAUAUCUGAGGGAACCUGUGCUAUUCAUAAAUUGUUUA
This is a messenger RNA of Opisthocomus hoazin, 1538 nucleotides long. The record is from RefSeq and is a predicted model, not a curated record. Lineage: Eukaryota; Metazoa; Chordata; Aves; Opisthocomiformes; Opisthocomidae.